Molecule: messenger RNA, 2763 nt
Organism: Pseudozyma hubeiensis SY62
Lineage: Eukaryota; Fungi; Basidiomycota; Ustilaginomycetes; Ustilaginales; Ustilaginaceae
Exons: 1
Coding region: 1-2763 (920 amino acids)
Biological process (GO): cellular response to heat
Cellular component (GO): cytosol; cytoplasm
Molecular function (GO): ATP hydrolysis activity; ATP binding
Source: RefSeq, a predicted model, not a curated record
AUGUCGUUUGAAUUCACGGAACGCGCUCAGUCAUCGGUCUCGGCAGCGCUCCAGCUCGCCAAGGACCACUCGCAUCCCCAGGUCAGCCCUGUCCACAUUGCGCUGGCGCUCUUGACCGACGACACUUCCAACUCACAAGGCGUUCAAUCCACCAACGAAUCGAGCCAAUCGCUCUUCAAAAGCAUCUGCACCAAGGCUGGCGUCGACACCAAGAUAUUCGAAGACAAGCUUCGCACAGCAAUACGCAAAAUCCCUUCCCAGGAGCCUCCGCCCGACGACAUCAGCCUAUCCAGCCCUGCGCUCAAGGUCUUGAAAGAAGCGGAAAACCAGAAAAGCACACAGCGAGACGCCUACAUCGCGCAAGACCACAUCCUUCUCGGCCUCAUCCACGAUAACACCAUCAAACAGCUGCUCAAAGAAGCCGGUCUCGCCAACGAACAGCUCAUCAAGACUGCCAUCACACAGGCACGCGGUGGCCGACACAUUGACAGCAAGACGGCCGAAGCGGGCUACGACGCACUCGCAAAGUACUGCACCGAUCUCACACAGCUCGCAGCCGAGGGCUCGCUCGAUCCCGUCAUCGGCCGUGACCAGGAAAUCCGACGAGCCGUCCGCGUCCUCUCCAGGAGGACGAAGAACAACGCCGUGCUCAUCGGCAGUCCCGGUGUAGGUAAGACCGCCAUCGUCGAAGGUCUGGCCCAGCGUGUCGUCGACCGCGAUGUGCCGCCCAACCUUCUUGGCAAGAUCCUCAGCCUCGACGUCGGUGGCCUCAUGGCCGGCGCCAAGUACCGCGGCGAGUACGAGGAGCGUGUCAAGGCGGUGCUCUCCGAUAUUGAAAAGAUGACCGCUGACGGUACACCCUGCAUCCUCUUCAUCGACGAGAUGCACCUGCUCAUGGCAGGCCAAGGCAGUUCCGGAGGUGGCAUGGAUGCUGCCAACCUGCUCAAGCCUAUGCUGGCCCGCGGCAAGCUCCGCGUCAUCGGCUGCACCACCGCCAACGAAUACAGGCAAUACAUCGAGAAGGACGCCGCGCUCGAGCGUCGAUUCCAAUCGAUCCUCGUCAACGAGCCCACCGUCGAGGACUGCAUCGCCAUCCUCCGAGGUAUCCGCGACAAGUACGAGGUCCACCACGGCGUACGCAUCCUCGACUCGGCCAUCGUAUCGGCAGCCCAGCUUGCAAAACGCUACCUCACCGAUCGACGUCUGCCCGACUCGGCCAUCGACCUGGUCGACGAGGCCUGCGCCGACGUCAGGGUGUCGCGUGAGACUGUCCCCGAAGAGGUCGACAAGCUCGAGCGCAAGCGUCUGCAGCUCGAGAUUGCCGUGCACGCACUCUCCCGAGAGAAGGACGCCCAGUCCAAGCAGUCGCUCGAGGAGACCAAGAAGCAGAUCCAGGCCAUCGAUGACGAACUCGCACCCAUCAAGGCGGCCUUCGAAGCGCAGAAGGCAAAGGGCGAGGAGAUCAACUCGGUCCGUCGCAAGAUGGAGGAGGUGCGAGCCAAGAUCGCCGAGGCCGAGCGUCGCUACGAUCUCGCCACCGCUUCGGAUCUCAAGUUCUACGCGCUGCCCGAUCUGGAGACCAAGCUGCAGCAGCUCCAGGCGGCCGAACGCAAACGCGAAGAGGAAGGUCUCAACUCGGACAACAACGCGGUCACCUCUGAUUCGAUCGCCGCCAUCGUCUCGCGAUGGACGGGCAUACCCGUCUCGCGCAUGCUCGAGUCCGAGAAGAACAAGCUGCUCCGCCUCGAGCGUACCUUGGCUAAGGAGGUCAUCGGCCAGGAUGAGGCGGUCAAGAGCGUUGCCCAAGCCAUUCGACUCUCUCGCUCCGGUCUCGCGGAUGCGAACCGUCCGAUCGCCUCGUUCCUCUUCGCCGGCUCUUCGGGCUCGGGAAAGACGCUGCUCAGCCGUACCUUGGCCAAGUGCAUGUUCGACUCGGCCGAUGCCAUGAUUCGCAUCGACUGCAGCGAGUUUUCCGAGAAGCACUCGAUCUCGCGUCUCAUCGGCGCGCCUCCCGGCUACGUCGGCCACGAGGAAGGCGGUGUUCUGACCGAAGCCGUUCGCCGCAAGCCCUUCAGCAUUGUCCUGCUCGACGAGAUCGAGAAGGCGGCGCGCGAGUUCAUCCAGCUCUUCCUCGGCGUGCUCGACGAGGGCCGUCUGCAGGACAGCCAGGGUCGCCAGGUCUCGUUCCGCAACACGAUCAUCAUCAUGACCUCGAACCUCGGCUCGUCGUACAUCAACGAAUCCGAGGACGAGAGCAUGAACGACGCCACGCGCCAGCUCGUCAUGAACAGCAUCAAGGCCGCCAUGCCCACCGAAUUUGUCAACCGCAUCGACAGCAUCGUCGUGUUCAGCAAGCUGUCGCGCCGCAACGUCAAGUCGAUCGUGGAUGUGCGUCUGCGCGAGAUCGAGCAGAGGAUCCAGGCGAACGGCGGCAAGUCCAGGUUGGUGCUCGACGACGCAGCAAAGGACUUUUUGGUCUCGAUCGGCUUCUCGCCUACGAUGGGUGCUCGACCGCUCAACAGGGCGAUCCAGCAGGAGCUGCUCUCGCCGCUGUCGAUCCUCAUCCUGUCCGGCAGGGUCAACAUCAAGGAGGAUCCGCAGAUCAGCGUGCAGUUCGAUCCGCAUAGGAACGGGCUGGUGGUGUUGCCCAAUCACGAGGGGAACGCUAACGCGAACGGCAUGGAGGACGAGGACAUGUCGGACGAAGACGACGACUUGGACGAAUUCGGGCACGCAAAGAUCGAAGAGGAUCCGCUCGAUUAG